UGCCUGAAAACUCAUCCGAGCUUUCGUAUACCAGUGAUCGAAACCACUAAUGUGACAUAUCAUGGACGUUCGGUCGUCGGCGUCACACGACAAACGACCGAGCCACAUGUCGCCUUCGGUCAUGUCGAACUUAUUUGUAACAUUUGGUUCACGCUAGAGAUUAUUAUACGAUUUAUAUUCUGCCCAUCGAAAUGGGGUUUUCUCAAAUCACCGCUCAACAAUAUUGAUCUGGUAGCAACUUUGUCAUUCUAUGCGGAUGCUAUAUUUAUUCGAUUGCUAGAGGAUGCUCCAAAAGACGUCGUAGAGUUCCUUUCCAUGAUUAGGAUAUUUCGAUUAUUCAAGCUCACUCAACAUCAUCGUGGUCUGCAGAUCUUAAUUCACACUUUUCGAGCGAGUGCUAAAGAAUUGAUAUUACUGGUAUUUUUCCUCAUUCUUGGCAUUGUUAUCUUCGCUGCUCUCGUCUACUACGCAGAAAAAAUGGAAGUCAACCCGGACAAUCAGUUUCAGUCUAUCCCAUUGGGAUUAUGGUGGGCGAUAUGCACCAUGACUACAGUCGGCUAUGGUGAUAUGACUCCCCAUACAUCUUUUGGGCGACUUGUUGGCUCGCUUUGUGCUGUCAUGGGCGUUUUGACAAUUGCUCUUCCAGUGCCGGUGAUUCACUUGCAAACACUUCUUUGCUCUUAA
Messenger RNA from Cylicostephanus goldi, 684 nucleotides. NCBI's taxonomy places the organism in Eukaryota, Metazoa, Nematoda, Chromadorea, Rhabditida, Strongylidae. The record is from the annotation of a GenBank genome assembly.